This is a messenger RNA of Rhineura floridana, 2121 nucleotides long. RefSeq lists its product as uncharacterized. Gene Ontology annotation, molecular function: zinc ion binding; nucleic acid binding. The transcript has 2 exons. Lineage: Eukaryota; Metazoa; Chordata; Lepidosauria; Squamata; Rhineuridae. Bases 182 to 1567 code for a protein of 461 amino acids. The record is from RefSeq and is a predicted model, not a curated record.
UUCCUGGGACAGUAAAAGUAGGAGGAGGGGAACUCCCUGCUUUCACUACAUGUUGGCAGCGUUUGGGGUCGAAAAAGACUGAACCUAUCUCUGGUUAAACAUAGUUGUGAAAAGGUACAAUUGGAUAAAUUACAAUUAUUAAAGAUUCUGGCACAAAGGUUUGUUGUUUUGGAAAGUCAGGAUGGAUACAAGAUCUAAACAAAAGAAGGCAUUAGAUCAGGUUUCCACUGAGAGUAGUGAUGAGGAACAAACAGAGAUGUUACCUCAAAGCAAUUUUGAAGCAGCAGGAGGCAGCGCAGAGGGGCUGCCAGUCCAAAGCUUUACUCCGGAGGGAGAACGAGCACCGUCACCGGUACGGGGUCGACGGAGUAUGGAUAGCCAAGUUAGCCAGAGUGGGGGUGUGCCACCCAUGGAUAUGUGGGCAGAAAUGCACAACUUCUUCUCGAAACAGAUGGCUCUUAUGACUACCCUUGUACAACAACAACAAGCUUUUGCCCCACCAAGCCAAGGACUGAGGUCUGGCAGAGUGUGUUUGGGAGGAGCGGAUCCAGCAGAUUUUCCGUUUUAUCAAGCGGGAGAGGAUAUCUCCGAGUUUUUUUUAAUCUUUGAGCAAGCGUGUGUGGACCAGUCUUUAGACAAAAAAUACUGGAUGAAAAUUCUACGCACUCAAGGAAAGGGAGAGUUAAGAAGUCUAAUGUGUAAACUCCCGAGAGAGCUAGCUGAUGAUUAUGAAAACUUUGUAAAAUUGGCAACAGCCCAGUUUGCGUUAUCCACCAGGGCAUGUUACCAAAAGUUUGAGACUUUGACAAAAAAAUCAAAAGAGACGUUUUCAGCAUUAAGCGCUCGUACUGCUCAAGCUAUGGAUUUGUGGAUUGCAGCUGCAAAAGCUAAUACUUUUGAGCAGUUAAGGACUGUGUAUACUCUGGAGAAAUUUUACAAAAUGUUGCCAAGAGAGCUUGCCGCAGCGGUGCGAGGCAAAAAGCCAAAAAGCUUGCAAGAAGCUGGUCAUUAUGCUGAUGAACUAGAUUCCUUUCAGGACAAAGAGGAAUUGCCUAAAGCAUAUGUUAAAAAACCGGGCAAUUACAAAGGGAAUCAACCAGCGGGUGGAGGAAGUGAGUGGAAGAAAAAAACGUGGCCAUCUGUAGUUAAGUCGGAGGACAAAGGGGAGAGCUCUGUUCCUGCUGCUGUUCCCGUGCGUCCGUCAGUUUACCAACCGAGUAAAGCAGUUUUGGAGAAUUUAUGCUUUCUAUGUAAACAACCGGGGCACAGAAAGGACCAGUGUUCCCAACUGAUUAAGAAGCAGAAUGUGAGUGUCAGCAAAGGGACUAAAAUAGCGGUAGUACAGAGAGCCCGUGAUUAUGAAGAACCAGGAGGGCAGUCAUCUCCGGAAAUUUCCCGUUGGUCGUCUUCGGAUUCUAAUUCCGACCAGGACUGGGAGUUUUCAGCUCCUAGUACUGAGAAUAGUCCCAUCACCCAAAGGAAAGGAAGUAAACAGACUCCUGCGGAAAUUAAAUUCAAUCACCCAAGUGGAUCCAUACCCCUUACCCAGGAUGGACCAUCUGAUUGAAAGGUUGGGGGCUGCUAAGUUCAUCACCACCUUGGACCUAACUAAGGGUUACUGGCAAGUACCCCUAGAUGAAGAUGCUGUCUUGAAAUCUGCCUUUGUUACCCAUAUGGGCUUGUAUCAAUUUAAAAUGAUGAGUUUUGGGCUUAGGAAUGCUCCUAGUACGUUCAUGAGAUUAAUAAAUUCUGUCCUGAAUGGUUUAGGAGAUUACGCCUGCGCCUAUCUUGAUGAUAUCGCGGUGUAUAGUGGGGAUUGGGAAUCCCAUGUGAAACACUUAAGAACUGUAUUUCAAAGGCUGCAGGAUGCAGGACUUACCAUUAAAGCCCAGAAGUGCCAAUUUGGGUUGGGAGAGGUUUCCUAUUUAGGCCAUAGGGUGGGUAGUGGCUGUUUGAAACCUUUGGAUGCCAAAAUUGAAGCAAUUACUAAUUGGCCAAUACCUCAAACCAAGAAACAAGUUCAGUCAUUCUUGGGGCUUGCUGGUUACUAUCGGCGUUUCACUCCCCACUUCAGUAGUCUUGCCACCCCUUUGACUAAUUUGUGUAAGAAAUGCAAACCAG